AUGGACUCCACAGCGACCGGACCCGAGCUCGCGGCGUCCCACGACGAGGAGGAGGCGGCUCCCCUCGUCUCCGGCGCCGGCGACGGCCGCCGCGGCGCAGGCACAGCGUCGCAGACCCGCGACCUGCACCUCCUCAGCCUGGCCUUCUUCUUCGUCUUCCUCGCCUACCACGCCGCCCAGAACCUCCAGAGCACCGUCAACACGGAGGGCGACCUGGGCACCGUCUCCAUGGGGGUGCUUUACACCUCCUUCACGCUCUUCGCGGUCGCGGCGUCGCCUGUGGUCAGGUGGCUGGGCGCCAGCCGCGCGCUCGUCAUCGGCACCAGCGGCUAUCUGCUCUUCAUCCUCGCCAACCUGGUCCCGACAUGGUACACAAUGGUACCAGCUUCACUGUACCUGGGUUUUACCGCAUCAAUCAUUUGGGUUGGGCAGGGCACAUAUCUUACUUCUGCUGCCCUCAGUCAUGCAAGAGACAACAAUUUGCCCGACGGUCCAACUUUAGGAAGCUUUAAUGGAGAAUUCUGGGGUGUGUUCGCUAGCACACAGGUCAUUGGGAAUUUGAUCUCACUUGCUCUACUGAGAAAUGGAAAGGAUGGAGGAAGUGUAACAGGAAAAAAUCUGCUGUUUGUUGUGUUCCUUGGAUGCAUGAUUAUCGGCAUUGUAUUGAUGUGUUUACUGUCCAAAAGGGAUGAGAAACGAGAUAAUGCUUCGACACACUCCUCAUUUGGGUCUAUGUUGAAGUAUAUUGUUGCCCCUCUCAAGGACCGUAGGAUGAUUCUUCUGAUCCCUCUUAUCGCAUAUUCAGGUUUACAGCAGGCAUUUGUAUGGGCUGUAUUCACAAAGAGUAUUGUGACACCUGUGCUUGGCAUAUCUGGAGUUGGUGGCGCCAUGGCAAUUUAUGGCGCAUCUGAUGUAGUUUGUUCAUUGGUUGCUGGACGUUUUACCUCUGGGCUUCAUUCAGCUACAUUUAUAGUGUCAGUUGGAGCUAUCGUUCAGGCUGUGGUCCUGUUCUGGUUGCUUCUUUUUUACAGUCCAAUGGAGGGGCUACUUGGUGCAGCGAUUCCACUAUUUAUAGGUGCCUUAUGGGGUGUUGGUGACGGAGUCUUGAACACACAGUUAAGCGCAUUACUUGGAUUGCUGUUCGAGGAUGUCAAGGAAGCAGCUUUUGCACAGUUGAAGGUUUGGCAAUCAGGUGCCAUCGCAGUCAUCUUCUUCUUGAGCCCAAGCAUCACACUACAAGCAAUGCUUAUCUUGAUGGCCACAGCACUCGUCAUCUCCUUUGGCUUGUUCCUGUUACUUACCCUUGUUGUCGAGAAGCCAUCAAGCAUCAGAGCAUGA
Messenger RNA from Triticum turgidum subsp. durum (durum wheat), 1338 nucleotides. NCBI's taxonomy places the organism in Eukaryota, Viridiplantae, Streptophyta, Magnoliopsida, Poales, Poaceae. The record is from the annotation of a GenBank genome assembly.